AGCCGCCAUCUGAUUGGUCGCCCGGGCGAGUCGGGCUGCCACCCGGGUUGGAGUGUAGAAGGAUUCGCGAAGGGAUUUAUUGUUUCUUUUCCCAUCGGAAGCUGAAAUUGGUUUGCUAUCCACGCAAGGCUUCGGUCAGAUAAAGAGUGGGAUAUGGCUGGUGGCAAGGCAGGAAAAGACAGCGGAAAAGCCAAGGCCAAAGCGGUGUCUCGCUCGCAGAGGGCCGGACUUCAGUUCCCAGUGGGUCGCAUUCACAGGCACUUGAAGACCCGCACCACCAGCCAUGGUCGCGUUGGAGCCACAGCAGCGGUGUACAGUGCUGCCAUCCUGGAGUACCUCACGGCUGAAGUGCUGGAGUUGGCAGGCAACGCGUCCAAAGACUUGAAGGUGAAGCGUAUCACUCCUCGUCACUUGCAACUAGCCAUCCGUGGCGACGAGGAGUUGGACUCGCUCAUCAAGGCCACCAUCGCUGGCGGAGGCGUCAUCCCCCACAUCCACAAGUCCCUCAUCGGCAAGAAGGGCCAACAGAAGACGGUUUAAACGCCCCCUUCACCUUCCUUCCCUGGCCUUGGCUUUUGAUUGGACCAGAGGUUCACAAUUGUCCUUCUUCUUGUUGUUGUUAUUAUUUUUACUAUUAAUGUUUUAUGACGGCAAACCAAGAGUGAGUGUCAGGGUUUGUCCCCCCACCCCCCACUCAAUUAGGACAAAGAAAGACUUAAUGAGCCUUUGUGUGUGUGGUUAGAAUGCUUGACUGGGAGUUGAAAAACAGCGACAGUGAAUUUGUUUGAUUGGCCUGUUAUGUUUUGUAUUGAAAGAAAAAAUUGUUAAAAGCGUUUUAUAUGUAUAUCUAACUGAAAUUUGUUUUACGGUUACUAUUUUGAUGAUAUUUACUAUAGUGCACAAUAUUUUUGAACGGCGCUUUACAGAAUAACACUUAAAUGUGCAACAGUGCUUUUCACCUUUUUGUUUUCUGAUCCGCAAAAUUUUAUAAGUAUAAAGACCUUUUUUUUAUGACAUUGAAAUGAAAAAUUGUGAGAGCAAUUGUAUUUGGAGUGCAAAAGUAUUACAAAAAACUUGAAUAUUUGUUGGCACUGAACCCUGCAGGUGUGGCCUCACUGUGACAUAUCGCGACGUUUCCUGAACCUCAGCAGGGCUUUAGCACUCAUUGUGUUUACGUUUGUGCGUCUUUGUGUGUGUGUGUGAGUAUGACACCUGAAUUCAACUCCAUGACUUUCUUUGAAUGAAAAUCACAAUCAUUUCUUCUUUUGUACAAUCUGUGUUAAAGAACUUGACUAUUUUGUCUUUUUAAAUAAAAUCCCUUUGUAUGCGA
Molecule: messenger RNA, 1330 nt
Organism: Nerophis ophidion (straightnose pipefish)
Lineage: Eukaryota; Metazoa; Chordata; Actinopteri; Syngnathiformes; Syngnathidae
Product: histone H2A.V
Exons: 4
Coding region: 154-540 (128 amino acids)
Cellular component (GO): nucleosome
Molecular function (GO): DNA binding; protein heterodimerization activity; structural constituent of chromatin
Source: RefSeq, a predicted model, not a curated record